Molecule: messenger RNA, 1888 nt
Organism: Puntigrus tetrazona (Sumatra barb)
Lineage: Eukaryota; Metazoa; Chordata; Actinopteri; Cypriniformes; Cyprinidae
Product: single-pass membrane and coiled-coil domain-containing protein 3-like
Exons: 2
Coding region: 79-744 (221 amino acids)
Source: RefSeq, a predicted model, not a curated record
CUGUGUCACUCCUCCAGGAGGCAUCAGAACCCCUCAGGCAAUCUUUAAGUCUUGAAAACAGAAUCGGAAGGCACCGGAAUGCUGUCUGUGCUCUUUGGGAAGAAAGACGAGCUCAAGAAAGGAGAACUGAUAAGGUCCACGCAGAGCCUUCACCACUAUGUGCACAAAUACUUCACCAUCACCAAGAGACUGUUGGAGAUCCUCAACACUCACCUGAAUCAAAGCCCUUGCCCUGCAGUGGAAGCAAAUGAAGGUGAAAGCAUUGAGAAAAACUGUGCCAGGGUCAGAGAUGUUAUGUGCCUGAUCCUAGAUGUUUCUGAGAAGGAGAACAAACAUGUCCAAAAGGAGAAACAUGAUCUUUAUGAGAAGAUUACCUUCUCUGGAGCGUCGCUGAAAGAAAAGGCUGUAAUGAUAAAGGAUCUGCAUCAGAAGACCAUGGGACUCUUGGGGAACGUCUUCGGUCCUGUAGUCGCUGUUCGACUGGCAAACAGUGAUCUGCGGAAUGUGAUGCCUCCAGUGGAACAGCAUGAGUUUCAGGCCGUUCUGUCGCUUGCUCUGGGAGAUCUAGUGCAGAGCAGUGCAAGAAUCACUGAGCUUCUGUGCAGAUCAGGAGAAAAGAGCUUGAAUGAAGCUGUGCAGUUAGUGGAAGACGUCUUAUCUGUUCUGAAGAUGCCCUGCGACUCCUACAAUGAUAUUCUGUGUGAAGUGGAGGCCUACAUCACCAUCUUAUCUGAAAACAUGUAGAGCACACUUAUGAAGACACUCUUCUCUCAGAGAGUGUAGUAAAGUUUGUGUAGUAAAGUUAUGUUUGAAGCUGGGAUGCUGGUUUGAGCUGGUUUAUGGCGGUUCUUUGCUGGUUAAUGCUGGUCCUUAGCUGGUCAUGGGCAAGUGGCCCAGCUAAAGACCAGCACGAGCCAGCAAAGAACCAGCUUAAACCAGCAUCCCUGCUUGAAAACAUAACCAUCAGCAUAUGCAGUUUUUCAACAGGACUCUAAAUAAUAACAAUAAAAACAGUGGUUAAAAACAAAAGUCAUGUUAUGUGCUUUUCAACAUUCUUUUAUUUGUUCAGAUAUAUAUAAAAAAAGAUAAACAGUAGUAUAUUCUUAAAGGAAAACUCCACUCUUUUGGAAAUAGACCCAUUCUCCAGCUCCUACAGAGUUAAAAGGCUUUGACGUUUUGGAAUCUAUUCAGCCAUUCUCCAUAUCUGGCGAUAACACUUUUAGCAUAGCUUAGCAUAGACCAUUGAAUCUGAUUAGACCAGAAGCAUUUCAGUUCAAAAUGAUCAAAGAUAUUGAUAUUUUUCCUUUUUAAAACUUGACUCUUCUGUAGUUACAUUGCAACUUUUCAAUUUCUGUUGGUCUUAGGUUUUGUCAUAUUAUGAGAAAAUAGUUUACUGUUUUUUUUAGCAGUUUUGCUAAUAAAUAAAGUGGGGGUAACGCUUCAGAAUACAGAUCCUUUUUUAAUCAGUAACUACACAGGAACAAAUCAAUAACGCAUUAUUAACAAUGCAGGAACCUAACUGUUAACUAACAAGAAACUCUGAUUAACAAAUUAGUAAGUAAUAGCACAAAGAUGACACUAGUAGUUUACUAUUAACUACAAUUUUUUUAUUCUUCCCAGAGAACUAGUGAGAAAGUUUCAUAAUUCACCCAAAACUAAACAAUAAGUAAUGCAUUUAAUGCAAUUAAUUUUAAUUACUUCACAAGACUGUUACAUUAUCAGUAACCUAAUAGCAGACUUGUCCUAUUACUGUUUAUAUGUGACAUGCUAUAUAAAAUCUGAAAAUAUUUUGUGUAUGCGUAUGACAAGCAAUGUGUAUAUGUACUGAACAAUAAUAAAAGCAAUUCUAAAUAUGUGUGCAAUUUUAAGACACCUCACAACUUUCACU